GUACUGCAAUUUCCCGAAACAACACGUUUUUUGCGUAAGUGCGAGAGAGAGAGGUGGUGGAAAGCUGGUUAAACAUUCGCAAUCCCGACACACCGCCAAAAAACCCUCGUACCCGGUUUCGAUUUCCAAUGGGUUGCACCUGACCUAGGUUUCCACCUUUCUCUUCCUUCAUAUCUUUGUUCCUUCUUCCCAUUCCUCUUCUCUUCUCGCUGCCAACAAUUCCUCAAUUCUCCCUCCAUCAUACGCCAUGUCCAACAGGGUUUGCAAGUUCUAUGCCCGUGGAGCAUGUUUGAAGGGGGAUCAAUGUGAUUUUGCUCAUGAGAAAAAGGAUGAUAUUUGCAGCUAUUAUAAAAAAGGAUCCUGUGCUUAUGGUAGUAGAUGCAGAUAUAAGCAUGUCAAAGCUUCUCAAGCGUCAUCUUCAGCAAAUGGACGCCAUUCUCCUGUUUUGGAUCCUGUUGUGAAUCAUACCAUUAAAGGAACAUCAAGUUGGGUUCCAAAGGCUGUGAAGUCAUCUUCAUCGGACAAGCGUGCAAGGAGCUCACAACAAAAGAAUCUGCCCUCUCUUGAAAAUGAUGUUGGUCAAUCCAGUACUAGUAGUGUUAUACCAUCUGAACAUUUGUUCUGUGCAUUUGCUGCUGCCAACUGCCCCCUUGAAGAUAAAUGUUCUCGCAUUCAUGGAAAUCAGUGCUUAUACUGUAGAAAAUUUUGCUUACAUCCUACUGAUCGAAAGGAAAAAGAAAACCAUUUGAGAACUUGUGAGAAAAAGGAAAAAUACCUUCAGGCUUUGAAAGAUAGUCAAGAAGUAGAGUGCAAUGUUUGUUUGGAACGUGUUCUGUCCAAACCUAAACCAGCUGAUUGUAGGUUUGGUCUGCUUCCUGAAUGUGACCAUGCUUUCUGUUUAUCCUGUAUCCGCAAUUGGCGUAAUAGUGCCCCAACCUCUGGAAUGGACAUCAGUAAUGCUGGCACUGCUAAUACAGUCAGAACCUGUCCUGUUUGUCGCAAACUAUCAUAUUUUGUCAUUCCAAGUGGUAUUUGGUAUUCUACUAAGGAAGAAAAGCAGGAAAUUAUUGACAACUACAAGGCAAACUGCAAACUAAUUGAUUGCAAGCAUUUUAACUUUGGAAAUGGGAAUUGUCCAUUUGGGGCUAGUUGCUUCUACAAGCAUACAGUGAAGCCCGGCUCUUACACAUGGAUACAUCACAGGCCACCACCUCAACGUAGACAGAACCAUUUUGAUGUGCAUGACAUGUUGAACAUGCUCCAGGAUGUUGACUUAACAAGUGCAGAAUAUUUUUCCAUCAUGAGGGACUCGGACCUUUAUGAUGAUAUGGAUCCAUUCGAGAUGAUGGUAUCUGAUAGGCUUGCUGGUGAUUCAGGUCCUUGUUUAGGUCCUUUUGAUUCUGAUGAGGAGGACUUGGAUAUUUUUCAGAUGGCUGCAUUGUCAGAAGUGCUGGCUUCUGGUGUGGAUGAUUUUGGUCCCGAAGAUUUCGGUGAUGAAGAUUUCAAUCCUAUGGAGGCUGCCUUGUUAUCAAUGAUGAUGCAUUCUAAUAUGGAAGAUGAAGAUGACGACGAUGAUGAAGAAGAAUACAGUGAUGAAGACUACUAGAUUUACUUAGUUCAUAUAAAACCCAUCUAUAGACCAGUUGUUGAGGUAGUUAUCUUUGGCAGUAUGGUAUCCUAUCACUUUGCUUUGAAAAGUAUUGGGGGCAGGAACUUCAAGAUUUAUUCUCGUUUAUUUUGCUUAUACUCAUGCCUAUACCUGGUAUUUGUGAUCAUAUGCCAUUUUGUAUAUUUUCUAAUAUCACGCUAUUGAAGGAGUUUUGGCUUGAGGGUUUUGCUUAGUCUUGUCUCACUGCAUUGCAUGUUUUGAAUUGUGAUUGCGCUAUGUAUAAAUAUGGCUUGUUAUUCUUGGUGU
Glycine soja is the source of this 1915-nucleotide messenger RNA. RefSeq names its product E3 ubiquitin-protein ligase makorin-like. Gene Ontology annotation, biological process: protein polyubiquitination. Lineage: Eukaryota; Viridiplantae; Streptophyta; Magnoliopsida; Fabales; Fabaceae. The transcript is spliced from 5 exons. The record is from RefSeq and is a predicted model, not a curated record. Bases 248 to 1606 code for a protein of 452 amino acids. Gene Ontology annotation, molecular function: ubiquitin protein ligase activity; metal ion binding.